Molecule: messenger RNA, 2764 nt
Organism: Drosophila hydei
Lineage: Eukaryota; Metazoa; Arthropoda; Insecta; Diptera; Drosophilidae
Gene: MsR1
Product: sex peptide receptor
Exons: 4
Coding region: 719-2182 (487 amino acids)
Biological process (GO): G protein-coupled receptor signaling pathway
Cellular component (GO): membrane
Molecular function (GO): G protein-coupled peptide receptor activity
Source: RefSeq, a predicted model, not a curated record
UUCAUGCGCCGCAUUGUACGACCUAGUCUUAAACUGUGAUCGGGCGCGGGUUGAGCUAUAAUUGCAACUGUGGCGUGAUUAAAUUAUAAGGCUGCCCGAGCGACCUUUUAAGCGUCCCCUUGACGCCGCCAUCGCAGCUGUUGCUUUUAAUUAAUUUGCGCUUAGACGUCGAGUUACGAAGAAAAAUUACCAGCCGCCCAAGCGAGAAAAAAAAUAAAAUAGUAAAAGUCUAGCUUAACGUUUUUUCUUGGCGUUCAGGUGAGAAAUGAACAAUGUUUGCGGCCAGUAGGCAGUCGCCACCGUCAUUACGCAGAUUUCUCUAAGGUACACAUCCAAAAAAAAAAAAAAUAAAUUACUGUGGACGUGCUUCGGAUCCGAGACGCAGAUGUGGGUCAACAGCUGGUCGCAGUGGUGCUUGAGGCUGCACUUCCGCUACAUAAAUUGGCGACCAAAGUUUUAUAGUUUGGCAGUCCUGUGGAUGGGUUGAGGUGGACGUGUGGUUAGACAAAUGUCCCAUUAAAUAUUUGGUUUUGGUAAUAGGAAAUUCUAUUAAGACAAGAACUCGCCAGACAUUUGAACAAUAUUCAAUUUUUAAUGCAUCUGCGGGCAACGCUUCUCAUGCACAGGCCACCGCUGCCGCCGCCACUGCCGCUGCUGACCUUGGCAGUCUAGAGUGUCAACAACAAUAACAUCGAGCACGACAACAACAACAACAGCCAUGGCUAGCAGCAGCAAUGAUACGACGCCGCUUUACUGCGGCACGGGCAUGGAUAAUUUCCAUACGAGCUAUAAGAAUAUGCACGGCUAUAUCUCGCUGGUGGUAUGUAUACUGGGCACCAUAGCCAAUACCUUGAACAUUAUUGUGCUGACACGGCGUGAGAUGCGUUCGCCCACGAACGCGAUUCUGACGGGCUUGGCCGUGGCCGAUCUGGCUGUCAUGCUGGAGUACAUACCCUACACGGUGCACGAUUAUAUACUGAAGGACAGCCUGCCCAGAGAGGAGAAGCUCAGCUAUGGCUGGGCCUGCUUCAUCAUGUUUCACUCGAUCUUUGCCCAGGUGCUGCACACGAUCUCCAUCUGGCUGACAGUCACGCUGGCUGUCUGGCGUUACAUUGCAGUGGGCUAUCCGCAAAAGAAUCGAUUGUGGUGCGGCAUGCGCACCACUAUAAUAACCAUAACCACAGCAUAUGUUGUCUGCGUGCUGGUGGUUUCACCCUCGCUCUAUCUGAUCACGGCCAUUGCCGAAUGGAUGGAUCAGUUGGAUGCGGAAGGCAAGGUGAUAAAAAGCAUACCCCUGAGCCAAUACCUGAUCGACUAUAGAAACGAGCUGCAAGCUGCAACGUUUGCUGCGCUAAAUGCCACGCCCCCUAGCCUAAUGGCCAAUGAUACUCAGAGGGUAAAUAUGAGCAUAUUGACCACAACCGCAACGCCAACUGCAGUGCCCGCGCCCCUUGUGGUGCGCAACGUGACCGUCUAUCGGCUGUCCCACAGCGAUCUGGCCCUGCACAAGCCCUUGCUGCUGAAUGCCACCUUUCUGAUCUACAGCGUGGUCAUCAAGUUGAUACCUUGCAUUGCACUGACCAUACUCUCGGUGCGGCUCAUCCUGGCUCUGCUGGAGGCCAAGAGGCGACGCAAGAAGCUGACCAGCAAGCCGGCUUCGGCGACGUCGUCCAGCAACGGCACCAAGACUGUGGUCAAUGGCAAGCCAGCCGAGCGACCGCGCAAGAAUAGCAAAACCCUGGAGAAGGAGAAGCAAACGGAUCGCACCACACGCAUGCUGCUGGCGGUGCUCCUGCUGUUCCUCAUCACAGAAUUUCCCCAGGGCAUUAUGGGACUGCUGAACACAGUGUUGGGGACUGCAUUUCUGCUGCAAUGCUAUCUGAAACUGAGUGAUCUGAUGGACAUACUGGCUUUAAUCAAUUCCAGCAUCAAUUUCAUACUCUACUGCUCCAUGAGCAAACAAUUUCGCAGCACAUUUACUCUGCUAUUUCGACCAAAGUUUCUGGAGAAGUGGCUGCCCGUGGCACAGGACGAGCUGACGGCCACUCGGGCGGACGGGCUGCAGCGGUCAGUGAUAGCGGCGGCACCUGACAAGUGCCAAGUGCCGAUACACAAGCAGCCACAAGUGGUGACACUGGCAGCCACCACCACUACAACGACCACCCAAGUAACGAAUCUGUAGCACAAAAGCCAGCAGCUGCAAGCGCCCAGUCAUGUGGCUGGCGGCAAUACCCAAGAGGCAAAGCCAUGCCACGCCAUUGUCGUAGUUGUGGACAAUGCGAGCGGUGCAGUGGAUCAUCGCCUGUGUGUCGACGAAGCGUUGUCACUCGCCAGCAAUGGCAGCUCACAUGCCACAUAGUUUCGCGAAUGCAAUUAGAUAUAGCUGCUUAUGUAAAUGAAAUUCAAUAAAAAGAAUAUAUAUAUAUAUUUGGUCCAAAUCUACAGUUUACGGUUGAUAAGUUGUUUUGUGGUGCGCACAAUAAAGUAUUGCAUACAUUAGGGCGUUUUGCAUAACAUCAGCCAAAAUACAAAUAAUAACAAUGCAAACAAAAAAGCGAUAAUAAUGCACAUCAUUCAUACGCACCAUUGGCUUGGCAAUAUCAUGUUAAAAAACUCGCACAGCUAGAGGGAAAUAAACAGGAUAAGAAUUCCGUGUGCACAUGCUGGAAUGCGCGGCUGUCAAAUGCAAAUCAAGCAGGAUGACUAAGCGCUCCAUGCGAUUAAACAAUUUGAUUUAUAUAACAAAAGGUAAUCAAAAAUAAAG